CUGCUCUCUGAGAGCAGUGUGCGCUUGGGAGCCCGGGGAGGGCAGGUGGUGGGGGAGACACAGAGAAAGUUUACCCGUCUGCUGCGGCUCUCCGCUCGGCCUCCUCUCUAUAGUUUCUGUGGCUGCGGUUUUCUGAUCAGAAUGAGCAUGUACAGUUCUCAUAAUGAGCUCAACGUGGACCGCAGGGCCGGCUCCAAAGGCGACCUGGCCGGCGCAGGGAACUACAAUUACGCACGGAGCGACAUCGUGCACGGAGGCGGAGGCGGUCAGGGAUACGAGGUGUACGGGGACGGAUACCGAACCUACAAUUUUACGAGGACCAAUACAAUGGCAGGCGGCAUGAUGAGGGGCAUGGGAGGUGGUACGAUGAGCGGCAUGGGAGGCGGCGGCAUGAUGAGCGGAACGAUGAGCGGCAUGGGAGGCGGCGGCAUGGUGAGCGGAACGAUGAGCGGCAUGGGAGGCGGCGGCAUGGUGAGCGACAUGGGAGGCGGCAUGAUGAGCGGAAUGGGAGGCGGAACCAUGACCGCAAUGAGGAGAGGAACAGUGAGAAUGGGUGGCUCCAACAUCACCGCCAUCAACCAGAGGGCUGCCAUCCUGCAGAGCCAGUGCAACGAGUACCUGAAGAAAGCCGAAGCCUCCAUUCAGUCGGGAAGUUCACCUGGUGAAGCCGAGCACAACAUGAUGUUGGCGAAAGAAUCCAUCGACAAGCUGAAGAGCUGUGCAAUGGACCUGAGACAAAUAGGACAACCCAAUGAAAACGUUAUCAGAAGUUUAGAGAUGUACAAUGACCAGCUGAAGGGCGUCCACAUGGCCAUCAAUGGCACCAUGCAGAGGAGGAGGAGCACCAGGGGGAGCUCUGGGGGGUGGGAGGAACCUGGAAGGAGCUUCCACGAUGCCAUAGCCUGGAUUGGGCAGCAGAAGCGUCUGAUUGAGACGUCGACGUGGGGAGAAGAUCCUGAGGCCAUCGAGCAGCAGCUCACCAGCCACCUGAGGUUUCAGAGCUCCAUCCAGAGCAGCCCCGAGAUGGACCGAGCCAGAAGCGACCUGCUCAAGAAAGGAGACAGAGGAAAUGUACACGCUCUGGAGCAGGAGUGGAACAGCCUGCAGCAAAUGUCAUGCAGUCGGGCCGAGCAGCUGAAAGACCUCCAGCUGAUCCUCAAGGAACUCUCCAGUGAGAUCAUGUGGGUGAACGACAAGGAGGAAGAGGAGCUGGUGUUUGACUGGGGAGACAAGAACAUCGACCAGUACAUCCCCAAGAAGCAGGAGAGCUACUCGAAACUGAUGAGCACCCUGGAGGUAAAAGAGAAGCACCUGAAUAAACUGAGAGCCAAAGUGGACACCCUCCUGAAGAACAACCACCCGGCUUCAGACAAGAUCGAGGCCUACAGGGACACGCUGCAGACUCAGUGGAGCUGGCUGCUUCAGAUUACAAAGUGCAUCGACGUUCAUCUUAAGGAAAACGGUGCUUACAGCCAGUUCUUCAAGGAAGCCAGUGAGACGUACAGCAACAUGCAAAAGGAACACGAGGUGGUUCGUAAGUCGUUCAUCUGCAACAAGGAGUCUCCUCUGGAGGAGCUGCUGGAGCUUCUCAAAGGCCUGGAGAGGGAAAAGGACAAGAUUAAAGACAUCAGUCAGCAGGUGAAGCACCUGGUCAGCAAGUCAAAGAGCAUCGUGAGACUGAAGCCCAGAAACCCCGAGGACAAGAGCAGCACCGGCGUCAUCGUUGUCAGGGCUCUGUGUGAAUUCAAACAAGACCAGAAGACGAUCUGUAAGGGCGACGAAGCCAUCCUCAAGGACAACAGCCAGCGGAGUAAGUGGCAUGUGACCGGCCCGGGUGGACUGGACAUGUUGGUGCCCUCUGUGUGCCUGAUCAUACCCCCUCCCAACCCGCUCAGCAUCAACAUCGCCAAGAAGAACGAGCAGUACUACGAGUCCAUCCUCUCCAUCUGGAAUCAGCUGUACAUCAACGUAAAGAGCCUCAUCGCCUGGCAGUACUGUCUCAUAGACAUCAAGCAAAUCAACUCCCUCACCAUCACCAUGUUGGCCAAGAUGCGUCCUGAGGAGUACCGUCAAAUCAUCAAGGACCUGCAGGCUCACUAUGAGGAGUUCAAAGUGAGCAGCCACGGCUCCGAGAUGUUUGUUGAUGACGACAAGAGGAACAUUGAGACCCAGUUCACUGGAGCCCAGGCCCACUACAACCAGCUGGUGGUGCAGUUGCCUGCUUACAUUGCACAGCAGGCGCAAAUGGAAAACCAGCAAGUUGAGCAACAGUGGCAGCAGCAGCAGGUGAUUAUAAUUCAGCAGCAGCAGCAACAACAAGCCGCAGCAGAAGAAGAAGCGAGGAGGGUGGAAGAAGAAAAACGGAGAGUGGAGCUCAAAAAGCAGGCGGAGAGGAAAGCGGAAGCGAAAAAAGAGGUGGCGACUAAGGAGCAGACGAUCAAGAAGGAAGCAGGGAAAGUGACCAGGACGGAGGUGGUGAAGAGGAAGGUGGUCGUGACCUCGUCCCAUAGUUUGUCAGAGCUGCACGCGCUCAGACUGAGGCUGGAGGCCGCUGAGGGCACGCUGAUUCAGCACGUCCAUAUCUGCGUCGGAGAAAAUGGGGUGCGGGACUGUGGCCUCAAGAUCCAAGAGUUAGAGACGGUGCAGGGUGAUAUUGACUCGAUGCGUGCCGAGUACCUGCGUUUGAGGGAGAAUAUUUUGAAGGAGCUGGAAGGCAUGACCGAUUCAGACAAGGCUCAGUUCCUCCGCAGCGAGAUCACAAUCAUCAACCAGAGACUGGGAAGUCUGGAGAGCAGCUCGUCGGCUUUCAUACACCGGCUGCGGGCCCUAAGAGACAUGAUGGAGAGCGUGGCACGAGCUGAGGACAUUGUGAAAGUUCACGAGGCGAGGCUGACAGAAAAAGAGACCACGUCUCUGUCCCCCAGUGAAGUCGAGGAAUAUAUAUCCACCCUGCAGAGCAUUAAGGCAGAGCUGAACCAGAAGAGAGACAUUCUGGCCUCCAUGGAGACGGAGCUGGCCAAGGCGUGCCACUGGAACAGCCAGCUGGCCGCAGCCUUCCACAGGUGUGACAUGAUGCUGUCAAAAUACACCGAGCAGGUGGGCGUCCUGUCAGACCGCUGGAGACGAAUCGAUGGACAGAUUGACACCAGACUCCAGGACCUGCAGUUGUAUCUGCCUCAACUGCAGCACUACAAGCAAACCAGCACCUCUCUCCUUGAGUGGAUUGACGCCACACGGAAAAAACAAGACGCCCUGCAGGCCACCAAGAUAGACAGCGUCCAAGCCCUGAAAGACCACAUCAACGAACAGAAGGCCCUGAACACAGAAAUCAAAGCAAGGAGGGAGACAGUAGAGAGCGUGCUGAGAGACAAUGAGACCUGUGUGAACGCUAUCAAGGACUAUGAAACAGACCUUGCCUCAUACACCUCUGGUUUAGAAACAUUGCUCAACGUCCCCUUCAAGAGGACAAUGCUGAGUUCCCCAUCAAUGGAUCUGAAUCAGGAGGCUACUCAACUACAAACUCGCUACAUGGAGCUGUUCACCUUGUCUGGUGACUACAGCAAAUACUUGGGAGAGUUGCUCAAAAACAUGGAGGAGCUCAAGAUACGUAACACCCGUAUUGAACUGCUGGAAGAAGAACUUCGCCUGCUGAGGGAGGACAUCCAAGACCGCGACGCCAAGAACAAAUCACUGGAAGAUGCUGUUGCUCGUUACCGGCUGGAGCUGUGCUCGUCCCAGGAACAGCUGCUUUCGAUGGAGGAGGUGAAGCAAAACACGGCAAUGCAGUGCAGCGCCACCAAGGACAGCCUGGACACCACUCAGAGCGAGCUGGCAGACCUCAAAGAUCAGGUGACACGCCUCAACUACAUGCUGGAUGAAGAGAAGAGGAAGAGGAAGCUGGCGGAAGAGCGCUAUACCCAGCAGCAACAGGAGUAUGAAUCAGUGCUGAAGAAGAGGCAGGCCGAGCUGGAGACACUCAGCUGGGCCAAGGUGGAUGUUGAGAAAACUGUGUCAAAUAAGGAGCAGGAGAUUGAACAGUUGCGGCGGCAGCUGGCUGAGGAAGCGGCAAAGAUCAAGGAUCUACAGAAGGAGUUGUCAAAGGUAAGGAGCCAAUGCAGUAUGGAAAUAAAUAACAUAAAGCUCAGCUACGAGUCGCAGAUCCAUGCCAGUCGCACAGAAAUGCAGCGGUUGGGUGCCCAGAGGGACGAGGAUACAGCUGAGCUCCAGCUGCAGUAUGACAGGAUGGAGGCAGAGAGGAGGAAUCUGGAGGAGGAGGUCAGGAGGCUUGGGAUCACUAUCACCCAGGCUGAAGAGCAAAAGAAGAGGGCAGAGGAGGAAGCUCAAAGUCAGCGGGCUGUGAUCAUAGAGGAAGGGCGCAGGAGGAGAGACCUGGAAAGCCAGAUGGAGUUGCUGAUGAGGCAGAGAGAGGAAGAAAACAACCAAUAUAGAGAAGAGCUAGCUGAGGCUAUGAAGAGCCUGCAGGAGAAGAGCGAUCAGCUGGUGUACAUCAGACACACUCUAGAAGAGGAGACCCGCCGGAGAGUAACCACGGAAGAAGGGCAUGGUGUGCUCGAACAGUCUCUGGCCCAGCUUCAGGUGAAGCUGACGAAUUCUGCCGUUGUUGCGACCCAGCUGAGGGAGUGUGAGGAAGAGCUUGACAAAAUGCGUAAGGAUCUGCAGAGAGAGAGCAGAGAGCGAUGCCGAGUAGAACAAAACAUGAACAAGUUACAAGCACGGAUUAAGGACCUCCAGGCUAUAAGAGAUGCCCUGGAGAGUCAGGUGGAAAAUUUGAGGAAAUCUAACCAAGACGAAGUGGCCAGAAGACGACAGGUGGAAGCAGAGCUGGAAAAGACCACUUUGACCUUAACGGAGUACACCAGCACAGUCACUGCACUACGCCAAAGCCAAGAACAUACCAGCAAAUCGGAAAAGAGAGGCGAAGAAGAACGUCUUAGGUUGCAGGAGGAGCUACAGAGAAGCUUGACACAAAACAAGUCUUCUACAGAGCGCAUUACACAGCUGAGCAUGGAGCUGAAAGCUAUGCAGCAACAACUUCUCCAGGAGCAGGUUCAAGUCAAAGAAGCAAACCUCAGGAAUGAAGGUCUUUACAAAACUAUUGAGGAAAAGAGUAAAGCACUAAAUGAGAAUUCUGUUGAGCUUCAAAGGCUGAAGGAGACGAUAGAAACUCAAACCAAAGAGCGUCUGAGGCUGGAGGAGGAGCUCAGGGCAGCGCGGCACGACAAACAGGAACUCUUGAGAUCUAAACAAGUUAGUGAUGAUGAGCUCUCCUCGCAGAUUACUGCACUGGAGCUGCAGCUGCAGUCCAGCCAGCGCAGUGUUGCCGAUUACCGCAACCUGCUGUCAGAGCUCUCCUCUGAGAGGGAAAAGCUCAAGUUGGAGACUGAGAAAAUAUACAAGCAAGCCUCCGAGACAAAAACCAUGAUGCUGUCCAUUCAGUCCCAGUACAACGAGGUUGUAAGUGAGAAAGAAAGUCUGCUGCUGAAAUUGCAGUUGGCUGAAAAGGACAAAGAGCACAUCAGCAAACUAGAGGAAGAACUCAGUCGCAUUAAACUCUCCCAAGAGUCUGAGCUUCGCAAUAAGCAGCGACUGCAGGAGGAGAAUGAGAGGGUGAAGAGGGAUUUAAGUUACUGGAAAGAUCAAUGUGAAAGUAAACAGGGCAUGAUCAGGCAGUAUGACACAGACAAGGAGACUCUGGAGAGGGAAAAGAAUAAUUUGAAAAGUGAGAUAGAGAGACUGAUGAGGGAACUCAGGGAGCUGGAGGAGACCUACAAAAGUAGGCUGUCAGUCGUCCAGAGAGAACUGCAAGAGAUGACCAUUGUCAGACAAACCUUAGAGACUGAGCUGAAGAAAGCUAAAGAGCCCCCAACCUUGAAUGCUUCCACUUUGAUUUUUGAUGGAGUCCGUAAGCCAGUCACAGCAAACCAGUUGCUUGAUUGUGGUGUUUUGGACAAACCAACAUUCAGCCAGCUUGUGAAGGGACAAAAGACUGUCCCUGAAGUGUCUGUUGACAAAAAAGUCAAUCUAAAGGGCACAGGCCCAAUAGCUGGGGUUUUCAUUGAAGUUCCAAAAAGUCCAGGCUUCAUUACUGGACCCCUUCACAAACUAACUUUCACCGAAGCCAAGAAAGAGAAUCUGCUCCCGCCAGAUAGCGUUGACUUGCUGUUGGAUGCUCAAGCUGCUACAGGCCACAUCAUUGACCCCAGAACCAACCGGAAGUUGACUGUUGAUGAGGCAUGUGAUCAAGGUGUGAUUGAUGAUGAAGACAGAGAGCGGCUGCUAGCAGCAGAAGCUGCCGCGGUAGGAUACAGUGGUCCGGACUCCAGCAAACCUCUCUCAGUAUUUCAGGCCAUGAAGAUGGGCCUGAUUGACAAGAACACAACACUGCGAGUGUUACAGGCUCAGGAGUCUGUGGGGGGCAUUCUAGAUCCCAUACUCAGUGUCUUCCUUCCCAAAGAUACAGCCAUCGAGCGUGAUCUAAUUGAUGAAAGCAUUUGUCAAGCUUUGACUAAGAGGCCACCACUCUACUUGGACCCAGAAAAUGAAGAAGGUGUAACCUAUAUGGCAAUGAAGAGGAGAUGUAAAGUAGAUCCACAAACGGGCCUUCUGCUUCUUCCUGUCCCUGAGAAGGCAGAUCCCUCCAAACUUGUCUUUGAUGGUGUUCGGAAACCUGUCACAGCCAAGCAGCUGCUCGAUUGUGGUGUUCUGGACAAGCCAACAUUUAAGGAUUUGGAAAAGGGAAAGAAAACUGUCCCAGAGGUGUCUGUCGACAAAAAUGUCAGUCUCAAGGGGACUGGGCCCAUCGCUGGGGUUGUAGUUGGGAGUCGAGGCAAGAUGUCUUUGUCAGAAGCCAAGAAACAAUUGCUGCUGCCAGAAGAUAGUGCUGAUUUGCUGCUGGAAGCCCAGGCAGCCACAGGUCACAUCAUUGACCCAAGAACAAGUCAGAAAUUGACGGUCGAGGAGGCAUGUGCUAAAGGGGUGGUGGAUAUUAGUGAUCGUGACAGAUUGUUGUCUGCAGAGGCUGCUGCUGUGGGCUACAAGGAUCCUAAUGUAGCCAAGCCUCUUUCGGUAUUUGAGGCCAUUAAAAAGGGAUUAAUUGACAAGAAGACUGGGGUACGUCUGCUGCAGGCCCAGGAGUCAGUGGGAGGAAUUCUAGACCCUAAUCUCAGUGUGUUCCUUCCUAAAGAGACAGCUAUAAAGCGCAACCUGUUAGAUGAAGAACUCCAUCGUGUUCUAAAUCAGAGUCCUAAAUGUUACCUUGACCCAGAAACUGAGAAUGAUGCAAGCUAUGAAGCUUUGAAGAAAAAAUGUAAAAUUGAACCUCAUUCAGGUCUCCUACUUUUGCCAAUCUCUGAGAGGCUAGAUCCUUCAAAAUUGAUCUUUGAUGGUGUGCGUAAGCCAGUAACGGCAAAGCAACUGCUUGAUUGUGGGGUCCUGGAUAAACCAACAUUCAACCAACUAAUUAAGGGGGAAAAAACUGUCCCAGAAUUGUCUGUGGAUAAAAGGGUCUUCCUUAAGGGUACAGGAUCAAUUGCUGGUGUUGCAGCUGGACCUUUAGGCAAAAUGUCUCUAUCAGAAGCAAAGAAACAGAUGCUCAUGCCCCCAGAUAGUGCUGAUUUGCUACUGGACGCCCAGGCUGCCACAGGUCACAUCAUCGACCCCAAAUCUAACCAGAAGCUGACAGUAGAGGAAGCAUGUUCCAUGGGGGUGGUGGACAAUAGGGACAAAGGUAAACUCUUAGCAGCAGAAGCUGCUGCUGUGGGCUAUAAGGAUCCCAGCUCAACCAAGCCUCUUUCAGUUUUUGAGGCAAUGAAGAAGGGAUUAGUUGACAAAAAAACUGGACUACGUCUGCUGCAAGCCCAGGAGUCUGCUGGAGGUAUUUUGGAUCCCAACCUCAGCGUAUUCCUCCCUAGAAAGACAGCUAUGAAGCGCAACCUUCUGGAUGAAGACCUGUGUCGUGCACUAAAUCAGAGUCCGAAGUGUUAUCUUGAUCCAGACACUGAGUGUGAUGCCAGCUAUGGGGAUUUAAAGAAAAGGUGCAAAACAGAGUCACACACUGGCCUUAUUCUUCUACCAAUCACUGAGAGAAAAGACCCUUCCAAACUCAUGUUUGAUGGUGUCCGUAAGCCGGUUUCAGCACAGCAGUUGUUUGAUUGUGGUGUCCUUGACAAGCCAACAUUUGACCAACUCGUGAAAGGGGAGAAAACUGUUCCAGUGGUUUCCAUGGAAAAUAAGGCAUCUCUGAAAGGCACUGGGCCCAUUGCUGGGGUUGUAGCAGGACGUCAGGGAAAAAUGUCUUUGUCAGAAGCCAAGAAACAGAAGUUGUUGCCUGAAGACAGUGCUAAUUUGCUACUGGAAGCCCAGGCAGCCACUGGUUACAUCAUUGACCCUAAAAAUGAUCAGAAGCUGACAGUAGAAGAAGCAUGCACCAAAGGAGUAGUGGAUAUUAGAGAUCGAGACAGAUUAUUGGCAGCAGAAGCUGCUGCUGUGGGCUAUAAGGAUUCUCACUCAACCAAGCUUCUUUCAGUGUUUGAGGCAUUGAAGAAGGGAUUUAUAGACAGAAAGACUGGACUACGUCUGCUGCAAGCCCAGGAGUCUGCUGGAGGUAUUUUGGAUCCCAACCUCAGCGUAUUCCUCCCUAGAGAGACAGCUAUGAAGAGCAACCUUCUGGAUGAAGACCUGUGUCGUGCACUAAAUCAGGGUCCGAAGUGUUAUCUUGAUCCAGACACUGAGCGUGAUGCCAGCUAUGGGGAUUUAAAGAAAAGGUGCAAAACAGAGUCACACACUGGCCUAAUUCUUCUACCAAUCACUGAGAGAAAAGACCCUUCCAAACUGAUGUUUGAUGGUGUCCGUAAACAGGUUUCAGCACAGCAGUUGUUUGAUUGUGGUGUCCUUGACAAGCAAACAUUUGACCAACUCGUGAAAGGGGAGAAAACUGUCCCAGUGGUUUCCAUGGAAAAUAAGGCAUGUCUGAAAGGAACUGGGCCCAUUGCUGGGGUUGUAGCAGGACGUCAGGGAAAAAUGUCUUUGUCAGAAGCCAAGAAACAGAAGUUGUUGCCUGAAGACAGUGCUAAUUUGCUACUGGAAGCCCAGGCAGCCACUGGUUACAUCAUUGACCCUAAAAAUGAUCAGAAGCUGACAGUAGAAGAAGCAUGUGCCAAAGGAGUAUUGGAUAUUAGUGAUCGAGACAGAUUAUUAGCAGCAGAAGCUGCUGCUGUGGGCUAUAAGGAUUCUCGCUCAACCAAGCCUCUUUCAGUGUUUGAGGCAAUGAAGAAGGGAAAAAUUGACAAAAAGACUGGACUACGUCUGCUGCAAGCCCAGGAGUCUGUUGGGGGUAUUUUGGAUCCCAACCUCGGUGUGUUCCUCCCUAGAGAGACAGCUAUAAAGCGCAACCUUCUGGAUGAAGACCUCUGUUCUGCUCUAAACCAGAGGCCUGCUUGUUACCUUGAUCCAGAAACAGAGGGUAACAUCAGCUAUGGGGCUUUGAAGGAAAGAUGCAAGACAGAGCCUCACACGGGCCAAAAGAUUUUGCCACUGUCCGAUAGGAUUGACCCCUCCAAAUUGGUCUUUGAUGGUGUACGUAAGACAGUUACAGCACAGCAGUUGCUUGAUUGUGGGGUUCUAGACCAGUCAACAUUAAGCCAACUGGUAAAGGGAGAGAAAACUGUCUCAGAGGUGUCUGUGGAUAAGAAAGUCUUUCUGAGAGGUACUGGGCCAAUUGCUGGUGUUGCAGCUGGGCCAUUAAGUAAAAUGUCCUUUACAGAGGCAAAGAAAAAGAAGAUUAUGUCAGCUGAGUGUGCUUCCAUGCUAUUGAUAGCUCAAGCAGCCACAGGCCAUAUCAUUGACCCCAGAAAUAAUCAGAAACUGACAGUAAAAGAAGCAUGUGCCAGAGGAGUAGUGGAUAAGGAGGAUGAAUCAAAGCUAUUUGCUGCUGAAUCUGCAGCUAUAGGCUAUAGAGUCCCCAAUACUGCUAGACUCCUGUCAGCCGGUGAAGCCAUGAAGAAGGGAUUAAUUGACAAAGACACGGCACUAUGUGUACUCCAGGCUCAAGAGGCCGUAGGGGGGAUUUUGGACCCUGGACUCAGUGUAUUCCUACCCAGGGACACUGCUAUGGAUCGGAAUCUCAUAGAUAAAGACCUAUACCAGGCAUUGAAUCAGUGUCCUGAGUGUUAUUUUGACCCAGACACCCAACAAGCAACUACGUACGUGUCCCUGAAGAAGAGAUGUAAAGCUGAUCCUAGCACAGGUCUUUUACUUCUCCCUGAACCGAAGAAGCCAUUGACUGUCCAGGGGCUUAGGGGCGAGGUGUCGGUCAUGGAUCUUGUGGAUGCAAACCUGCUGCAACGAUCUGAUAUGGAUAAACUCAGAACAGGUAGACUGACAAGCAAAGACAUUGAGGACCGCCUGCACUCUUACUUGAGAGGUUCCACUUGCAUAGCAGGAGUUUAUGAUGAGGCCAACGAUAAGGUCUUACCAAUCUAUCAGGCCAUGAAACAUGGAGUGUUGCGAUCUGAGACCACUCUGGAGCUGCUUGAGGCCCAGGCUGCCUCGGGUUUCAUCAUUGAUCCUGUCAAUAACCUCUAUCUCACUGUCAGUGAUGCCUACAGUAGAGGGCUGUUUGGGCCGGAGUUUAAGGACAAGCUGCUUUCAGCAGAAAAGGCUGUGACUGGUUACACAUUACCUGGUACAGACAAGAUUAUCUCCCUCUUUGAGGCCAUAGAGAGAGGUUUAGUGGAGAAAGGUCAUGGUAUCCGUCUGCUUGAGGCCCAGAUUGCCAGUGGUGGCAUCAUUGAUCCUGAACACAGCCACCGCAUUGAAGUGGAAUUCGCUUACAAGAAAGGUUACUUUGAUGAGAAAAUGAACAAGAUUCUGACCGAUGAGGAUGAUGACACAAAAGGUUUCUUUGACCCUAACACACAGGAAAACUUAACCUAUUUGGAACUUAAGAAACGCUGCAUCACAGACAAAAAGACUGGCCUUAUCCUUUUGCCGAUCGUGGACAAGAAAAAACAAGAGUCAAAACAAAAGAAUACUCUCAGAAAGCGGAGAGUAGUAAUUGUGGACCCAGAGACUAAUAAAGAGAUGACAGUACGUGAAGCAUAUGACAAAGGGUACAUUGACUAUGAGACCUUCCUGGAGCUGUCCGAACAGGAGUGUGAGUGGGAAGAGAUCACUAUCACUUCUCCAGAUGGUUCCGUGGGGUUGUUUAUCAUUGACAGGAAAACUGACCGACAGUAUGACAUCAACGAGUUGCUUGCAAAGCGGGUAAUUGAUGAAUCUAUCCUCCAGAAGUACCGCUCAAGAGUCAUCACACUUACUGAAUUUGCCGAUAUCAUCACCAGCAAAGCCAAACAUGGAUCAACACUAGUAUCAUCAUCAUCGUCAGCAACUUCAGGACCAUCAGCCAACUCAGGCAAAAUGUCAGUGACAUCAUCAUCAACAUCAACUUCAAGAACAGCAACAUCUUUGGCUAAAUCUUCCAAGACAUCAACAUCAAGAACAUCAAAGACCUCAGUUAAGUCAACAUCAGCUUCAAGAACAGCAGCAUCUUUGGAUGCAUCUUCAGCUACAUCAGCUUCAAGAACAGCAGCAUCUUUGGAUGCAUCUUCAGCUACAUCAGCUUUAAAAACAUUAGAAAUCUCAGUUCCAGCAACACGGACGUCAUCGUCGUCGUCGUCCUCCUCCUCCUCCUCCUCCUCCUCCUCUUCCUCCUCCUCCUCGUCCUCCUCCUCAUCAUCAUCAGCAGCAGUAGCAACAGCAGCAGCAGCAUCAGCUGUGUCAAGAUCCUUAUCACCUGGUCUCAGCAAGAUGACCACAACAAGAACUACCACUGUCUCACAGCGAAGCACCACAAUCAGCAGUGUUGCUCAGGACUCCAGUGACUCCCUCAAGCAUAUAUCCAGCAUAUCCAUCGCUCUGGUUUCUCCUGUUGACACAGUGGGUGAACACCAACCUGUGGGUGCCAUUUUUGACACAGACACUGUGGAGAAGAUAUCCAUCACAGAAGCUUUAGAGCGUGGUCUUGUGGACUCCAUCACUGCUCAGAGACUGCUUGAGGCUCAAGCCUGCACUGGAGGAAUUGUCAAUCCCGCUAAUGGCCAAAGGCUCAGCAUCCAGGAGGCUUCCCGUAUGGGCAUAAUAAAUGAUGACAUGGCUGUCAAGCUUAAACCUGCCCAGAAAGCCUUUAUUGGUUUUGAGGAUGUAAAAACCAAAAGGAAGAUGUCAGUUUCUGAGGCCAUGAAGGAGAUGUGGCUGCCUUAUGAGGCAGGUCAGAGAUUCAUGGAGUUCCAGGCUGUAACGGGGGGGCUUUGUGACCCAGAAUUGGGCUGUAGAAGAACCAUACAAGAUGCUUUAAAAGUGGGCUGGCUGGAUGGAAGAACAGCCCAGAAGCUCGAAGACGUCAAACACCACAUGAAGAAUCUAACAUGCCCCAAAAGCAAACUUAGAAUCUCUUACAAAGAGGCUCUGGAUAACUGCCUGGUGGAGGAUGGCACUGGAGUGAAUAUGCUGCAGGCCUCAUCUAUAUCUUCCAGAGGAAUCAGCAGUCCAUACAAUGUUGCCUCUGCCCCAGGAUCCACCACAGGCUCCAGGAGUGGCUCACGACGAGGGUCUCGCAGGGGAAGUUUGGACCUUGGCUCCUUUGGAUCCCCAUCUUUUAGUCGCCACAGCCUUAGUAGCUUCACCACCUACUCCUCCACUAAAUAAAUCAAGAAAAAGAAAAGAUUAAAAUAUGUUCAUGUUUAGCUAAAGAACUAGGGAAAAUGUGUGUGGGUAGAAAAUUCAAAUAUGGUUUUAGAUUGAUGCUUUGGUGAUGCUGUGCUUUAAAAAAAUGCUUUAAUUCAAUAUACCAUGGAACACUACUGAGCCUUUUUUUUUUAAACGGAUCAAAGUAUUAAUGGCAACCAUCUUAAAGUAUUUGGAUUGAAAAUAAAGUUUAUACUAUAAUUGUUGGUGUCCCCUAUAGGCUUGGAAAUCAUAUGCCAUAUUUUUCUUAGCAAAAAUCAAAUAUAUUUUUGAAAAACUUUUUAAAAUCUAAUUUCUUUAUGCAUGUCAUUGCAAACCUGAAGAUAUUGUCUGGGUGGGAAAAAGUUGGAUGGCAUAUAUUUGCUUAACCGCUGUUAAGGGAUUUUAAGGGUUUGUAAUCAUUUGUUAACCAUUAGUUGCUUUCUGUUUAGUACUCUCCGCAGUUUUUCACUAACUCCAAAUAAAAACUGAGUGACUUUUUUUUGCUCACGUUGA
Molecule: messenger RNA, 13257 nt
Organism: Mugil cephalus (flathead mullet)
Lineage: Eukaryota; Metazoa; Chordata; Actinopteri; Mugiliformes; Mugilidae
Product: desmoplakin-like
Exons: 24
Coding region: 142-12723 (4193 amino acids)
Biological process (GO): skin development; wound healing; intermediate filament cytoskeleton organization
Cellular component (GO): plasma membrane; cytoplasm; cytoskeleton
Molecular function (GO): structural molecule activity
Source: RefSeq, a predicted model, not a curated record